Messenger RNA from Guyanagaster necrorhizus, 1059 nucleotides. RefSeq lists its product as uncharacterized. The coding region runs from base 1 to 1059 and encodes 352 amino acids. The transcript is spliced from 10 exons. NCBI's taxonomy places the organism in Eukaryota, Fungi, Basidiomycota, Agaricomycetes, Agaricales, Physalacriaceae. The record is from RefSeq and is a predicted model, not a curated record.
AUGCCUGACUGGUCAUCUCAGUCAGAAAUUUCCCUCGAUAACAAUGCUUUCAUUAAGCUUAUGCAUGCGCUACUUGGGGUAUAUGUUUGGGAAUAUUUCGUUUCUAUCUCUUUCGACUGGGAUUUCAUGUCGGGGCGGAAGAAAUUUCGUUGGCCUAUGAUCUUCUACUUUCUUAACAGAUAUCUUCUCUUAUUUGCGCUCAUCGGAAUGGAAGUCAACUGUCAGGCGUUGUAUACGUUCAACCAGUUGGCCGGUAAUGCCGCCGUUGGCCUGGCCAGUAUCAACCUCAGUCUCCGAACAAUAGCGGUUUACGCCCAAUCCAAAUUCAUAAUUGGCCUUCUGAUUCUUCUUAUACUCGGCCACUGGUCUUUGAUACUACAAGGCGUUCUUAUUAAAGCGGAUUGGAUCCCGGAGACGGAUACCUGCGCAAUCACCUCGGCCAAAAAUACAAUUCUUGCCGCGACUUUCAUAUACUCUAUGGUCUUCGACUUUGUCAUUCUUUCGCUGAAUACGUACAAACUGGUCGGAAGAAGAGGCCCUUCUGGCGGGAGCCAAUUGACGAGAAUGUUGUUCUCUGAUGGUCUGGUGUAUUUUAUCAUUGCGUUCCUGUCAAACCUAAUAGCGACUGUCUUCAUGUGCCUCAACCUCAAUGCUAUUAUGAGCGUCAUCUUCAACGUCCCUGCCGCUAUCGGAAGCACGAUUGUCGCGUGUCGUGCUGUGCGACGACUGAAUAAAUUCUACCAUCGAGGCGCUGAAGUCUACGCCAGUGGGUCAGGGUCAAACUCAAAUGAUGCACCCCCACGCUUUCGAACAAUGAACCCAGUCGCCGUAGGUGGUCGCACUGUGCGCGGUACAUCGGCUAUACGGACGCCACCCUCGGAUCUAACAAGCGGAGUACACGUACAGAUGGAAACCUUCACCCGCACCGAUAACUUCAAUAACGGCAGCGUCUCUCCCACCCAUGUAACCUUCCAGGAAGACUCCACCGACAAAAGGGGAAGCGUGAUCGUCGACGACUUAGAAUUUGGUGACUCUGAGAGUAAGCAUGAGGAACUAUAA